GAGGGUUUUGGUGAGAAACCUCGCCGGAGAAGAACAGAGCGAGCUCCCUUCUCUCCGCUCCGUCGAUCGAUUUUCAGUCUCAAUGAAGCUUCUCCAAUCCGUCACCGGUCACAGCCGCUCGCUUGUUCGUCUGCUUGGACAGCGUCGAUCUUUUGCUGCUUCUACAGAAGAGUACAGUAAGAGGAAUUACGCCGAUAAUGUCGCCGAGUACAACACUGUAAUUGGCUCCAUCACUGCCCAGAGAAGGUAUUUCUUGUUGAGGGAUGUGUACGACGAUAUGAUGUUGGAUGGAGUGCAGCCUACAAUGGAUGUUUUCCACUCGCUGAUUACUGGAACCAUGAAAGGUGCUCGUUUCCAGGAUGCAAUUUUCUUCAGGGACGAGAUGAAGGCCAUGGGUCUGAUUCCUGAUGUUACUCUGUAUAACAUGUUGAUCUCAUUAUGUGGUAAAUGCAAGAACUCUGAGGAGGCUGUCCGGAUCUUAGAUGAGAUGAGGAGAUAUGAAGUGAAGCCACAUUCGCAGACAUACAUCUGCCUACUUAAUGCUUGUGCAGCUGCUGGUAGAUUAGAUCGCGUGUAUACAAUUGUCAGAGAUAUGACUGCUGCUGGCCUUGGCUUAAACAAGUUCUGCUAUACUGGACUCAUAGCUGCACACAUGAACAAGAAACCUGUGGCAGAUGAUUUUGCUACUAAAGUUGUUGAAUUUGUUGAACGGUCAAAGGAAUGGUUGUCAGUUGAAGCAUCAAGUAUAACAGCUGAAAAUGUAAUGAUGGGUGUUUCAGAAGAGGAAUUGUAUAACAUUCCCACUGCUGAAUACGUUAACAGACGUGGAGGAUUUUUGAACAGACAAUUGACUGUUUAUCAUGUUGCUUUGCAUGCUUGUGCAAAUCUCAGGAAUGUAGAGGUAAUGGAAACCAUAUUGGAGAUGUUAAAGAAGGAUGGAAAAACUCCUGAUGUCUACAUAGUGAUUCAAGUCAUGAGGUGCUAUCUACAUUCUGGAGAUAUUGAUCGUGGUCUUAAAACUUUUGAGGAGCACUUGAAUUCUGGAAGCCCUCCGUCUGCAGAACUCUAUGCAACGCUUGUUGAGGGAGCCAUGAUUGGUCAUACGCCAAAAGGAAUGCAAUUGGCUCAAGAAACAUUGGUAAAUAUGAAUUCCAGGGGCUUUUUCUUGAGCCCAAAAAUGGGGAGUGAUCUCCUCCUUGCAGCAGCGGGUGAGAAGACUGGUGGAUAUACAACUGCCAAUUAUAUAUGGGACCUCUUGCAAGCUCGAAAAAUAACACCUACAUUCCCAGCUGUGGAAGCUUAUUACAAGGGGUUGAAGGAACGUGAGAUUCCUGAAGAUGAUCCUAGGCUUUUAUUAGUUUCUCGAACCUACGACAAUCUUCGGGUCAGAUUUGGUGGAGGCAGACCUGGCCGAUCAUAAUUCAAAUCGAACAACGCCAGGUAAAUUUCCAUUGGUUUUUCUUUGCUGGGACCGACCUUUGCCUCUAGCCAUACCAGGGGAGCUUUUGCAGAGUAACAUUGUAGUGUUCUACAUGCAUUGAGUCGUGGGAUGGAGAGCAGUGUGUGAGAAAGCUUAUGUAUGUUAUUGGUUGCCAUAGAACUAAUGCUGUUAGGACACAGAAGAUAGAUUGUCUGUCCUUUACAUUUGAAAUUGCCAUAAUUCUUUCAGAAUAACAACUGUUCCAAUUUCAAUGGAUUUUUGUACCAGUUGAAAUUGUGCAUUAUGUGAUGUGUAUCAGACCGUCUUCAGGUCGUUUACCUUGAGAGUUGGGCGUUCUGAAAUGUGAAAAUGGAGAUUUAGACCCAUUUGGUAA
Molecule: messenger RNA, 1814 nt
Organism: Momordica charantia (bitter melon)
Lineage: Eukaryota; Viridiplantae; Streptophyta; Magnoliopsida; Cucurbitales; Cucurbitaceae
Product: Pentatricopeptide repeat (PPR) superfamily protein
Cellular component (GO): mitochondrion
Molecular function (GO): protein binding
Source: RefSeq, a predicted model, not a curated record